AUGACAGAGAGCGGCGACGUUUAUUUUGUGCUGCGCGCGGAGGGGUGCGUCCACUCCAGCGACGUGCGGCAUGUGUCGUCUUCCGACGGGCUGCUUCUCACCGCGUCGCGCGACCACACCGCCAUGAUUCUCCCGGACCAGCCUUCCUCGGACACCAUCGAACCCGGUAUUGUGUUGGCAGGUCACACGGAAUUCGUGAACUUUGCCCUCUUUCACCCCUCCAUGACGCUCCUUGACGGCGAACCCUGCAUUGUCACGGGCAGCAACGACAAGCACGUGGCGCUGUGGAACCCUGCGACCGCAGCGCUGGAGGCGGUGCUGGACGGCCAUGCGCAUGGGGUCUGCUGCGGUGCCGUUGUGCUACCGGACUGCGGGGACAUCGUGACGGGAGAUUGGGGUGGCGUGUGUGUUGUUUUUGACUGCGCAACCGGCGGCGUGAAGCAAAGCUACACCGGGCACAAGACGGCGGUGCGAGCCGUUGCGCAGCUGCCAGGAACACGCACCGUGGUCACUGCCUCGGGCGACAAGACAAUCCACCACUGGGAUUUGGCGACGGGGGCCACGCUGGCCGUCUUUGUUGGCCACAGCGACGUUGUGCAGUGCAUCUGUGCAAUGGGUGCAACCCGCUUCGCCACGGGGGGAAACGACGCCACGAUCAUCAUUUGGGACACCACGAUGGGGCACACCCCGCUCCGCCUCCUGACGGCGCACUACAGCCUGGUCUACUCCCUCUGCUACUGUCCGGCGCGACAGCUGCUCUUCUCCGCCUCGGAAGACCGGUCCUUGAAGGUGUGGCGGGGCGGGGUGGUGGACGUGGCCUCGUCGGACGCACAGGCGGAGCCCGUCGUCGUGCAGAGUAUCAGCCAUCCAUGCGUGGUUUGGUCUGUUUGUGUGACAAACGCGGGCGAGAUCGUGACUGGCGGUUCCGACGCUGUCGUGCGCAUGUGGACGGCGGAGGAGAACCAGAUGGCGUCGCCGGAAAAGUUACACUCACUGGAGGCGGCGGUCGCCGCUCAAACGAUCGACGUGAAGGUUGCCACUAACGCCGGUCUCAAUGCGGCCUCGACGCUGCCGGUGGGGGAUCUGCACCUUUGCAGGGGCACGCAACAGGGCGACCGCCGCUUUGCCCGCACUGAGGCCGGCGCGAUUGAGCUCCACGUCUGGAACCGUGGCCGCUGGGAAAAGGUGGGGACUGUGGUGCAUGGGCCCCAGGGAGAGGCCUUCACCGGUGGGCCGCAGCCGCGAGAGAAGAAGUACCUGAACGGUGUGCCGCACGACUACAUCUUUGAUGUGGACGUGGAUGGGAAGAUGCUCAAGCUUGCCUACGACAGAGGCCAGAGCAUCUUUGAGGCCGCGCAGAACUUCAUCAACGAAAAUAGCACCAUCGUCUCUCAAACGCACAAGGAAGAAAUACAGAACUUUAUUCUAAGCAACGUUGAUCCAAGCGACAUCCAGCAGGGAACGGGAAAUGCCAACGCGGCUCCUGCGGCUGCCGCUGGUGGUGGUGGUGAGCCGGUUUUCUCUCAGUACGCCCGCGAGGCGGCUGCGUUGCAGCAGGCCGGUGUCACACACACCCCAAGCUGGGGUGAGGCGCUGCGCACCCUGCAGACGGCGGGCGUCUCUGCAAACGACGUCGCCUUUUCAGGCUACGCACGGGAGGGGAUACUACUUCAGCAGGAAGCGGCCCGAUUGGCGGGAGCACCUCCAGCCACGGCGGGCGACACAAACCGCAGUAUUGUGCGAUGGAGCAGCUACAAACGCUUUACCUCGUUUAAUGCCGCCGGGGCAAAGAAGAAGAUCGAGGAGUUGACGGGCAACUCGGAGCUGGGCGCCUUGGUGGGGCGGGCGGCGGCGGCGGCGGCGGGAGAACCAAACCGCGCCCUGCUGGACGAGGUCACGGCGCUCUACUAUGCACUGCCCGAGGCCGCCCGGUUCCCCGCCUUGGACCUCCUCAGCCACCUCCUCGUGGCUGCCGCCCACCCGUUUGGUUGGCUGCGGCUGCUCCUGUCCGCCGACUGCGGCGGGAGUGCGCCCGACGCACAGGCCUUCUUUCAGGGCCGCGUUCAAAAUUUGUGUCAAGUUCCCGCUGCGGAGGCCCUUGUGACGACGCGCCUUUUUGCCCACGUGAUCACAGCGCUCGACAAGGCCCCAACCGGGGCGCAACUGGACGCGGAGGAGACGGCGCUGCUCCUCGCAAUGCUGACGAAGGCGCCACAGCCGCUGCUUCAGACGAAGCAGAGUAAUUUGAAGACGGCCCUCAGUGCGCUGUUGCAAAACGCGGCGGUGUUUCUGGCGGGAGACCCGGUGGUGCUUGGCGCCGAGGCGGCGCGGGAGGCCACGCAGGGGGUCGUGCGUCUGCUGGCGCAGUGGCUCAUUUUCGAGCCCAUCUCCUCUCCACACACGCGAGACCUUGUGGCAACCGUCAUGACGCUUUUUUUGCCUGACGAAAGCAGCAGCGGCGGCAGUCAAACCUCAGCCACUGCAGUCGAGGUGGGACGCGCCACACUGGCCCAUACGUUGCGAGCAUUAAAAGCGGGGCCGGAGCCGCAUUGCCGGGAGGCGGCCACAACACUUCUGCGGCGGUUGGAUGCCACGGAAUCGCACUAA
Trypanosoma conorhini is the source of this 2607-nucleotide messenger RNA. RefSeq lists its product as uncharacterized. Gene Ontology annotation, biological process: proteasome-mediated ubiquitin-dependent protein catabolic process; ubiquitin recycling. Bases 1 to 2607 code for a protein of 868 amino acids. Gene Ontology annotation, cellular component: cytoplasm; nucleus. The record is from RefSeq and is a predicted model, not a curated record. The transcript has a single exon. Gene Ontology annotation, molecular function: ubiquitin binding. Lineage: Eukaryota; Euglenozoa; Kinetoplastea; Trypanosomatida; Trypanosomatidae.